Heterocephalus glaber (naked mole-rat) is the source of this 921-nucleotide messenger RNA. RefSeq names its product vomeronasal type-1 receptor 90-like. Gene Ontology annotation, molecular function: pheromone receptor activity. Gene Ontology annotation, cellular component: membrane. Gene Ontology annotation, biological process: G protein-coupled receptor signaling pathway. NCBI's taxonomy places the organism in Eukaryota, Metazoa, Chordata, Mammalia, Rodentia, Bathyergidae. The record is from RefSeq and is a predicted model, not a curated record.
AUGAAGACAAAUAAAAACAGCAGAUUUUCUGGUUUCACUGACAUACAACACAUGGUUUUCUUUGAAAUCAGCAUUGGGAUCAUAGCCAACAUAAUCCUGCUUCUCUUUCAUGUCCUCAUAUUCCUUCUGGAGUGCAGGCCCAAGCCUGCUGAUCUGACCAUUGGUCACUUGGCCUUUAUUCACAUAAUAAUGCUCCUAAAUAUGGGUUUCAUAGCUGUAGACAUUUUUGGGUAUCAAGAUUUAUGGGAUGACAUUACAUGUAUGUCUGUUAUCUAUUUGAAUAUGUUGAUGAGGGGCCUCUCCAUCUGUACCACCUGCCUGCUGUGUGUCAUCCAGGCCAUCACCCUCAGCCCCAGCAGCUCCUGUUUAGCAAAGUUCAAACAGAAAUCCUUAUAUCAGAACCUGUGUGAUUUUCUCCUUCUUUGGGUUUUCAAUUUGAUCAUCAGUGGUCGUAUGUUAAUCUCCACUGUUGCCACUCCCAAUGUGACUUCAAAUAGUCUUAUGUUAAUUACGACAUCCUGCUCCCUUUUGCCCAUUAGUUCCUUCCUCAAGUACAUUUUUUUCUCACUUAUGACUUUCCAGCACAUGUCCUUUAUAGGACUCAUGGUGCUUUCAAGUGCAUACAUGGUGAUUCUCUUGUGCAAGCAUAAAAGGCAGUCCCAGCAUCUUCACAGCACCAGCCUGUCUCCAAGAGCAUCUGCAGAACAAAGGGCUACCCAGACAAUUUUAUUGCUCAUGAGUUUCUUUAUUGUAAUGUACAGUUUGGACUGUGUUAUUGGGUCCACCUCUUCAAUCUUGUGGAACCAUGACCCAAUUCAACACUGUGUCCUCAUGCUGGUUGGCAAUGGCUAUGCCACGGUCAGUCCUUUGGUGCUCAACAGUAGUGAAAGACAAAUGAUCAGGUGUCUCAUAUUCAUGUGA